Messenger RNA from Etheostoma spectabile (orangethroat darter), 1803 nucleotides. Its product is annotated as E3 ubiquitin/ISG15 ligase TRIM25-like. Lineage: Eukaryota; Metazoa; Chordata; Actinopteri; Perciformes; Percidae. Gene Ontology annotation, molecular function: protein binding; zinc ion binding. The record is from RefSeq and is a predicted model, not a curated record.
AAUCAACUGUCAGACAUUUGCUGUCUCUAAGAGGUGAAAUGGCGCAGCAAGGAAUUCAGAUAAAAGAUAAGGAAAAACUCUGCUGUUCGAUCUGUCUGGACAUACUGAAGGAUCCAGUGACUAUUCCAUGUGGGCACAACUACUGUAUGGGCUGUAUUAAAAGCCACUGGGAUGAAGAGGAUCAGAAGGAAAUCCACACUUGUCCUCAGUGCAGACAGACCUUUGGGUCGAGGCCUGCCCUGGUGAGAAACACCAUGUUGGCAGAUUUAUUGGAGGAGCUGAAGAAGACAGGACUCCAAGCUGCUCCAGCUGAUCACUGCUAUGCCGGACCUGAAGAUGUGGUAUGUGAUUUCUGCACUGGGAGAAAAGUAAAAGCCCUCAAGUCCUGUCACUGUGAGCAGCACCUUCAGCCUUACUAUGAAUCCCCGGCCUUUGGAAAACACAAGCUGGUCGACCCUUCCAAGAAGCUCCAGGAGAACGUCUGUGCUCGUCACAGCGAGGUGAUGAAGAUUUUCUGCCGCACUGAUCAGAAAUGUAUCUGCUAUCUGUGCUCCAUGGAUGAACAUAAAGGCCACGACACAGUUUCAGCCGCGGCAGAAAUGACUGAGCGGCAGAAAGAGCUCGGGUUGUGCCUGCAAAAGAUCCAGCAGAGAAUCCAAAACAGGGAGAAAAAUGUGAAGGUGCUUCAGCAGGAAGUGGAAGCUAUCAAUCACUCUGCUGAUAAAGCUGUGGAGGACAGCAAGAAGAUCUUCACAGAUGCAAAGCAGCAGAUCAGAUCUCGUCAGAAAACGGAAGUGACCCACGUCAACAAGCUUCAGGAGAAGCUGGAGCAGGAGAUCACUGAGCUGAACAGGAAACUCACUGAGCUGGAGCAACUGUUACACACGGACGAUCACAUCCAGUUUCUGCAGAAUUUCAUCUCGCUGUCACGUCUAAGUGAAGCUACAGACUCAUCCGGCAUCGAUAUCCGUCCUCUGAGGUACACUGAGGAUGUGACUGCAGCUGUGUCAGAGGUCAGAGAUAAACUACAGGGCAUUCUUAGUGAGGAAUGGACCAGCGUGUUGCAUACAUGGACUGAAGAUGUUUUACUGCCACAGGCAGAACCCAAGACCAGAGAUGAAUUCUUACAACAUUCAUGUCAGCUCACACUGGAUUAUAACACAGCAUGCAGGAAAUUAAUUAUUUGCAGUGACCUAGAAGUAAAAAACCAGCAUAAUCCACCUAAUUAUUUACAUGUUCUUCACCCAGACAGUUUUACUGACUGGGCUCAGGUUUUGUGUAGAGAAAGUCUGACUGGACGUUGUUACUGGGAGGUGGACUUUAAAGGGACAGGCAUUUUUGUAGCAGUUGCAUACAAGAAUAUUAGCAGAGCAGGAAGAGAAAGUGCCUUUGGGCACAAUGACAAGUCUUGGGCAUUACAAUGUUUCCAUAACAGUUAUGAAUUCACACACAACAACAUCAGAACUUCUGUCUCGGGUCCUGCGUCCUCCCGAGUGGGAGUGUACCUGGAUCACAGUGCAGGUGUUCUCUGUUUCUACAGCGUCUCUGAAACCAUGACCCUCCUCCACAGAGUCCAGACCACAUUCAGUCAGCCGCUCUGUCCUGGACUUGGGGUACAUUACGCUUCUGCUGAAAUCUGCAGAGCUUCAAACACAGAAGACUAAAAUUCACAGAGACACAAAUGACAACUUAUAUAGGGUUUAUGUACAUAGUGAUAUGUCUCAUUUAGCCAUAGUUGAUAUCAAUGCAUGAUGAGCAAGUUUUCAUCUUCUUUCAUCUUUAAAGUCAAAUAUGUAAAUGUGA